Molecule: messenger RNA, 4103 nt
Organism: Carassius auratus (goldfish)
Lineage: Eukaryota; Metazoa; Chordata; Actinopteri; Cypriniformes; Cyprinidae
Exons: 2
Coding region: 164-2137 (657 amino acids)
Biological process (GO): neuron projection development
Cellular component (GO): plasma membrane
Source: RefSeq, a predicted model, not a curated record
CACUUCACAUCUACAGCAUCUGCGAACAGAGGCUCAAAACAGCACAGCGUCGUGGCAAUGUCUGUGUUCGGUGUUUGAGGCAUUAAAUAAUGUGUCACAUCCACAACUAGGACAUCACUAAAUCAGAUUGUGACUACUGGAUCUUUCAACUGUUAUUGGUUUCAUGGAUUCCCGACCUACUUUCCUUCAUCCCCCUGAAAAUAAUGAGCCCAAGGUAUGCUGGGAAUCUGAGUCCCAGCACAGAAAAGGAAACCACUCUCCUGGAACCAGGACAAGACUUGUAAAGAAUCAUGGGAUUGAAGUACAAGCUAAAGAGACGGAGGAGAGAUCCACCGGCCAUGUAAAAACACUAAAACACAAUGCAUUAGCCACCACUGCCAUUCCAGCCGCAGAACUGCUUCCUGCAUCCACAGCUGCAUCAAAAAUACCCACCAUGCACUCAGCGUCAACCAAGCAGGUCACUGCGGGAAUAACCAGUGUAAGUGCUAUGACUAAAACGGCAUCUAAAAAAAACACCAAAACAACAGUUGGAGUGGAGGUCUUAAGUUUAUCCGGCCAAACUGGACACAGUGGGACAAAACCAAGAUCCCCAAAUGUGAGCCAUGAGAAGAAGCUACAAGCAAGUGCAAAAGCAUUUCCCAAUAACAUGCAAAAAACUGCCUCAGCAUCUCAUAUCAUGGGCUCCACAGACUUCCCCAAAAAGACACUUCAAAAAACAUCGUCCACUUCCCAGAUUUCCUCAACCGACUCUCCCAAGAGUCUCAGCCGGACUCUCUCGCACAUUCCCAGAGCAACGUCCAGCCCCAAACUUAAACCACCCCAUCCCGCAUCUCUCAAAGUGGAUAAAACCGAGCGGAAUAGAAGAGUCACGAGCAAAGAGGCACAGCUGUCGACUUCUCCAAAAGAUAAAAUGACUGAUACGUUGGUGGAGAGCAACCUGCAACUGGGGACAAAAGCAGAAAUGCGGGAGAGUCCUCAGGAGCAAGAGAUAAAGAGCGGGAAUGAGGGAGAUAAUAAAGACACAGUCCCUCAGGGACACAGUCUUGGAGGAAGUGACGUCAUCUCGAACUUUAAAGGUUGCAAAGAAAUGUCUUCUCUGUCACUGUAUCGUGCCGAAAACCUGAAAGAGCCAGAAGACAAGACUGACGCAUAUGUCACGACCCAAGAGAGACACACAGGAAAGAGUCAGAGGCUCUGGGAGAAGAAGGGAAGGGAGGAAGCAGAGUGCGAGGAGAAGAGGAACACAGGAGAGAGAAAGGGGGAAGCUGAGGUUAAGAAUGUCAAAAUGGUGAUUGAGCUCAAGAAGGAUACUGUAAAUAAUGAAAAGAAUAAGAUUCCGACACCCAAGAACUUGAAGGAUGCAGUGACAAUGACAGUCGAAGGUUUCCCGGUGACCGAGACGAAGGAUGCAGCACUGCAGGUUGAUCUGAAACCGGUGUGUAUUGAUGUCGAGGUCCAGGCGGUUGUGGAGGUCUGCUCCAGAUCCACACUCACAAGCCCAGUCCACAACGUUCAACCUUGUCAGUUGAACCAUGAGAUUGACCUCAACUCUAAAGCUGGCCUGCACAAUGAGCUCAACCUUGACAGCAUCUUGGACUCUGAUUGGUUGCCGACUGUACCCUUACCGGACCCCAAACCAACAGAAGCCAAGCCUAGAUUUCUAGGUCCACCCCCUUACAAGUCUCCCAAUAGUCAGAAACCGCUUCAACACAUCUGUCAAAUAGAGAUUGAGCUUCGUAGCCAGUUUCCGCAACCUCUCGGUUCGGUCCCCACCCAAGUAACCUCUGGGGACUCCUUGAAGCCACUCAAAUCUGGGGGAACAGCAGGGGUGGUAGGAGAAAAGGAGGAGAGCGGUGCACCUCAGGAGAUUGUCUGGGAUGAGCAGGGAAUGACGUGGGAAGUCUAUGGAGCGUCGCUGGAUAUGGAGUCCCUGGGAUUUGCCAUCCAGAACCACCUGCAGUGUAAGAUCCGUGAACAUGAGCGUCGCAUCGGCACACUCCGGAAGUCUAUAUGCCUCUCCGAACAAUCGCCCGGAAAGGGCAGGAUAGGAAAGAAGAAGAGGAAUGUCUUUAGGUCGCUGUUUGGUGGAUCUAAGUGCUGCUCAAAACCACGACCCAAAGAGGAAGCCGAAAAGUGACUAAUUGUUAUGUAAAUAUAUUUUGUAGAUGUGCUACACUGGAGAACGUAUAGCAAAAAUUUCUAAAAAUAUGUAGCGUAUUGUUGCUUCAUAGAAGUGUUAGACCAGGAGUCACCAGACUUGCUCCUGGAUGCCCAUUGUCCUGCAGAGUUUAGCGCCAAACCCCAAUCUAACACACCUGAACCAAUUAAUCAAGCGCUUAUUAGGCAUACUAGAAACAUCCAGGCAGGUGUGUUGAGGCAGGUUGGAUCUAAACUCUGCAAGACCAAGUUUGGUUACCCUUGUUUAAGACCAUGUCCAGGAUUUGAACGGUUUGAAAUAAUUUCUUGCCCAUGGCCUUGUCCCAAAUGGCGAGCUUAAUGUGAACUUACAGUCCAAUGACCUACACUUGUUCUUGACUAUGAAGUGCAUGAGACUAGAGUGUCCAACGUAGAGAGGUACCACGUUUGGCCAUACUGGUACAGACUACUACCCAAACGUCAACCUUUCAGGUUUUGGAACUCUGGAAUGUUCUUAAGUCUCUUACAAGAGUAGUUCACUCAAAAUUUAACUUUCUAUCAUCUCUUACUCAUGUUGUUCCAAUCCUUGAGUGAAUUUUUUUUUCUGUUAUAAACCCCUUAAGAAGAAUGUUUUGUAAAACCAAAAACUUUGGACCCCACGGACUUCUACUGAAUUCUCAAAAUGACCCGGAGACAUUUCUUAAAAGAAACGAAUAGAGUUUUGGACAUAUACAAUUGCAUUUAAGUGUGAACUAUCCCUUCCUGCCACAUAAAACACCAACUUGUAGACAUUAUUUUGGAUUAGCAUGUUCACACUGUUGAAAUGCAGAUUAGAAAUUGCAGUCGUUUCCCAACAUUUAAAAGUUGAACAUCCAACUCUUUGAAAUGUUGGUAUCCGUUGAGGACAUGUGAAAUAGCUUAGUUAAUGCAUUCACUUAAUCAUUAAGCGACGAGUGUAUUGUUCACUUUUAUGUAACUAUUGAAAGUUAGAUAACAUUUUUUUAUUUUUGUACAAUAUUCACUAUUAGUACUAACUUGUGUAAAACUGAAUUUUACAUUUUUACAAUUUGAAGUUUUGUAUCACUUUUCUUUUAAAAAAAAACUUUUGUUUGAGAACUGGUUUGACAACAGUUUCUGUAUUACACUGUUUUUAGGAAUCUUGUAGGUUUUGUCACAACAGCUAAUGACUUUCUAAAUGUGAGCACUGAUCAUGUUCAGUCACUUUGGUCACAUACUUGCACGCCUGAGAAACUUCAAGCACUGGUUGUUGUUUAAUGCUGGUAGAUUUUAAUCCCAGUUGUUUGCUUUAUUACUGCAAAAAUGCUGUCAGUGUGAGCGUCCUUUAGAAAUACAUAAUGCUGAGCUGAUAAUCACUGUAGGGCACUUUAAUGGAUUAAAAUAAUGCUUGUGAUGUUCUAUAUGAUGUGAAUUUUGAAGCUUUUUUUUUCAAGUUGAAUUGUUAAAAAUCCUUGUGCACGAGUCUGGUUUUUGUUUUCUCAUUUGAGAGCCCCUUUAAUGAGUCUUUGCACGCUGUAUGAUUUUCAUGUUAUUUUUACCAUGGUAUCAGGACUUGACUGAAUGAGGUCUUUGUGUUUUUGUGAGAGCUCUAAGUGAUGGCUGCUGAAUAUUUUAUCCUUUUCAUGUGAGGGAGCAAGAUGUUGAUGUUGAGUUUACAGAAGCAAGCUUGGUCUAAAUUUAGGUAUCUUUGUUCUAAAUGAUGUCUGAAGUUAGUCCUGCUGUAAAUUUUUUACUCGGGAGCAGUGGUGCAGCACAUAAAGCUACCAUGUUCUGUGUUAGUUUGACAUUAUGGACCCUAUGGAGCAUCUGCCCUAUAUACUACAGUGAGAUGAACUGUGCAGCAAAUGAUGGUGUGAUGGCGCUCUCUCUGCUCUCUGUACAGUAUUUGUGUGGCAGCACGUAAAAACAUUCUUGUGAGCAUUUGUUCAAAACCUCCAGAACUGUUAGGU